CUAUAAAACCCCACAUAGACUCCUAUAUAUGCUUGUAACCCAAUUCAAGAGUGCGUUUGUACCAAGAAAAAUGUCUCCUAGGCUCACCCUUUUGUUUGUUAUUUUCUGCCUCCUAUGUGCCAUGACAUUGGCUUCUGACCCUGACCCAGUUCAAGACUAUUGCAUACCAAACCCAAAAUUAGGUGUCAUAAAAACACCUCUUCACACCUUCCUUCCAUGCAAGAACUCAUCUGAGGCAACCACCGAUGACUUCGUCUUCUCCGGUAUGAAGGUGGCCGGAAACUUCACUGACACGGGCCUCGCAGCCAUCUCAGUCAACCCAACAAUCUUCCCCGGGAUCAACACACUAGGGAUGUCAUUUGUAAGAGCUGACCUCAACGUUGGUGGAAUCAAUCCACCACAUUUUCACCCAAGAGCCACAGAAAUAUCCCAUAUAGUGCAAGGGAGUGUUUACUCAGGGUUUGUUGAUUCAACCAAUAGGGUUUUUGCAAGGGUAAUUGAACAAGGGGAAGUCAUGGUGUUCCCUAGGGGUCUAGUGCACUUCCAAAUGAAUGUUGGUAAAAAGCCUGCAACAAUUUUUGGAAGCUUCAAUAGCCAAAACCCAGGAAUGCAAAAGAUCCCAUCUGCCAUUUUUGGGUCUGGGAUUAAUGAUGAGCUCUUGGAGAAGGCCUUUGGAUUGAGUUCAAAGCAGAUUGGAACUAUGAGAAGAAGAUUUGAUCCAAAAAGGGUGAGGUUCUAAGUUGGUUUGCCCAGAAUUGCGGAGGAGCAUUUUUAUUUAAUGCAUCUUGUAUUGAUACAGUAGAAGAAAUUGUGUUGGUCAUUUAAACCCAUGUAUUAUUUGUGUCUGAAGUGGUUAUAAACAUGAAUUGAUGUGCUUCCCCAUCCUGAACUGGGCUAGGUGCUGGUAAAUUAAAUUUUAACAUGAUAA
This is a messenger RNA of Prunus mume (Japanese apricot), 928 nucleotides long. Its product is annotated as RmlC-like cupins superfamily protein. Gene Ontology annotation, molecular function: manganese ion binding. The record is from RefSeq and is a predicted model, not a curated record. NCBI's taxonomy places the organism in Eukaryota, Viridiplantae, Streptophyta, Magnoliopsida, Rosales, Rosaceae.